GCCCAGUGUGCCCGCCAGCCAUGCUGGGACCCCAGGCCCACCUCCUGCUUUGCUUGCUGGCCCUCUGCUUGGCUGGCCCUGGCUUCGUGAAGGUACAGAAGGUGCGGUCCAAGCGCUGUGAUGUGAAGACCAGGUUCGUCACUCAUGUCCCCUGCACCUCGUGUGCGGCCAUCAAGAAUCAAGUGUGUCCCUCGGACUGGACUCCCUAUUUCCCACAGAAGAUCUCCCAGGGCUGCCGCUACGAGGUCCAGCUGGGGGACUCCCUGAUGUCCAUGAGUGGCUGCAGCCUGGAGUGUUGGAAGGACGUUGUACAGAAGGCCUGUUGCCCUGGCUACUGGGGGUCUCAGUGCUAUGAAUGCCCUGGAGGUGCUGAGACCCCGUGUAAUGGCCAUGGGACCUGCCUGGAUGGUGUGGCCGGGAACGGGACCUGCGUGUGCCAGGAAAAUUUCAGCGGCUCAGCCUGCCAGGAGUGUCGGGAUGCCACCCACUUUGGGCCCAACUGCCUGUCGGUGUGCAGCUGUGUACAUGGCGUGUGCAAACACGGGCCCCAAGGAGAUGGCAGCUGCCUGUGCUUUGCUGGAUAUACUGGCCCACGCUGUGACCAAGAGGUACCCGCCUGCCAGGCCCUGCGCUGUCCACAAAACUCCCAGUGCUCGGCAGAGGCCCCCUCCUGCCAGUGUCUGCCUGGAUAUACUAAGGAGGGCAACAAAUGCCUGCCACCCAACCCCUGCCAGCCCUCGCCCUGCUCCCCACUGGCCCAGUGCUCUGUGAGCCCAAUGGGACAGGCCCGCUGCUACUGUCCUGAAAACUACCAUGGGGAUGGGACAGUGUGUCUGCCCCAGGACCCAUGCACCGCCAACUUCGGGGGCUGUCCCAGCAAUUCCACUCUGUGUCUGUAUCAGAAGCCUGGCAAGGCCAUCUGCUCGUGCCAGCCGGGUCUGGUGAGCAUCAAGGAGAACCCAGCUGCUGGCUGCAUUGCCCUGUGCCAUGGCCGCUCCUGUGACCAGUCAGCCACCUGCCAGGUGACCCCCAAUGGGAAGACCAGCUGCGUGUGUAAGGAGGGUGAAAUAGGGGAUGGGCGUGCCUGCUAUGGACACCUGCUCCAUGAGAUCCAGAAGGCCAACCAGAAAGGCCUGAUGAUCCUGAGGCUUCAAGUGGCCAUCAGCAUGCUGGAGCAGGGCUGCCGAGAGAUCCUCGCCACAUCUGGCCCCUUCACGGUGCUUGUACCGUCCAUCACAUCGCAUUCCUCCCUGUUCCCCAGGACCAUGAACACUUCCUUUGCCCAGCAGCUCUGCAGGCAAUACAUCAUUGCGGGGCAGCACCUUCUGGAUGACACGAGGCCCACAAACACGUACAGAUGGUGGACGCUGGCUGGCCAGGAGGUCACCAUCUCUCUGAACCGCUUACCGAGGUACACCUAUAAGUACGGCAGCCAGUCCCAGCAGAUGGGCAGCAUCCAGAGGACCAACUAUGUGGCCGCCAACGGUGUCUUUCACAUGGUGAGCGUGCAGCGCUUGCAGCCAUUUGCCGGGCUCACCGUGGACUCAGAGAAAACCAUUGGCCAGAUCCUGGCCUCUAAGGAAGUCUUCAGCCGCUUUGAGACCAUCCUGGAGAACUGCGGGUUACCUUCCAUCCUGGAGGGGCCCGGGCCCUUCACAGUCUUCGUCCCCAGCAAUGAGGCCGUGGACAGCCUGCGUGAUGGCCGCCUCAUCUACCUCUUCACAGCUGGGCUCUCCAAACUGCAGGAGCUGGUGAGGUACCACAUCUACAACCAUGGCCAGCUGACCGUGGACAAGCUCCUCUCCAAGGGCCGUGUCCUGACCAUGGCCAACCAGGUGCUGGCUGUGAACAUCUCCGAAGAGGGGCGCAUCCUGCUGGGACCUGAGGGCAUUCCAGUGCGGACAGUGGACUUGCUGGCAGCCAAUGGCGUGAUCCACCUGCUGGAGGGCAUCCUGCUGCCACCAACUAUCCUGCCCAUCCUGCCCAAGCAUUGCAAUGAGGAGAAGCACGAGAUUGUGGUGGGCUCCUGUGUGGACUGCCAAGCUCUGAACACCAGCACCUGUCCCCCGAACAGCGUGAGGCUGGACAUGUUGCCCAAGGAGUGUGUCUACACCCACGACCCAGCUGGGCUCAACGUGAUGAGGAAGGGCUGUGCCCAGUACUGCAACCAGACUGUCACGAAGCUCGGUUGCUGUAGAGGCUUCUUUGGGCCUGAGUGCACGCAGUGUCCCGGAGGGUUCUCCAACCCCUGCUACGGCAAGGGCAGAUGCAACGAUGGGAUCCAGGGCAACGGGGCCUGCCUCUGCUUCCCGGACUACAAGGGCAUCGCCUGCCACAUCUGCUCCAACCCAAACAAACACGGGGACAAGUGCCAGGAAGACUGUGGCUGUGUCCAUGGGCUGUGUGACAACAGACCAGGCAGUGGAGGCGCGUGCCAGCAUGGCACAUGUGCCCCUGGCUUCAGCGGCCGCUUCUGCAACGAGUCCACGAUGGACUGUGGCCCCACGGGGCUAUCGCAGCUCUGCCACCUGCAUGCCCGCUGCGUGAGCCAGGCCGGUGUUGCCAGAUGUGUCUGCCUUGACGGCUUCGAGGGUGAUGGCUACUCCUGUGUGCGCAGUGACCCCUGUUCCCGCCCAGACCGCGGGGGCUGCUCAGAAAACGCUGAGUGUAUCCCUGGGGCCCGGGGAAGUUACAACUGCACGUGUCACAAAGGCUGGAGCGGGGAUGGCCGCGUGUGUGUGGCCAUCGAUGAGUGUGAGCUGGAUGCUCGUGGUGGUUGCCACAAGGAUGCCCUCUGCAGCUACGUGGGGCCCGGGCAGAGCCGGUGCACCUGCAAGUUGGGUUUUGCUGGGGAUGGCUACAAGUGCAGCCCCAUUGACCCCUGCCGAGCAGGCAAUGGAGGCUGCCAUGGCCUGGCCACCUGCCGUGCAGUGGGGGGAGGCCAGCGGGUCUGUAAGUGCCCCGCUGGCUUUGGAGGUGAUGGCUUCAGCUGCUAUGGAGACAUCUUGCGGGAGCUAGAAGCAAAUGCCCACUUCUCUGUCUUCUAUGAGUGGUUCAAGAACGCCAGCGUCACCCUUCCUGCUGACAGCCAAGUCACAGCCCUGGUGCCCUCUGAGGCAGCCAUCCGCAGAAUGAGCCCCGAGGACCGGGCCUUCUGGCUGCAGCCAAGGAGGCUGCCCGACCUGGUCAGGGCCCAUUUCCUGCAGGGUACCCUCUCUGAGGAGGACCUGGCCCGGCUGGGUGGGCAGAACGUGGCCACCCUGAGUUCUGUGCACUGGGAGAUUCGCAACACUAGUGGGAGAGUCUGGGUGCAGAACGCCAGUGUGGAUGUGGCUGACCUCCUCGCCACCAAUGGUGUCCUGCACAUCAUCAGCCAGGUCUUACUGCCUCCGCGAGGCGUCGUACAGACUGGACCAGGCUUGCUGCAGCAGCUGAGCUCUGUGCCUGCCUUCGGCCUCUUCCGUGACCUGCUGCAGCACCACCAGCUGGUGUCCCAGAUCGAGGCUGCCACUGCCUACACCAUCUUCGUGCCCACAAAUCACUCACUAGAAGCCCAGGGCAACAGCAGCAACCUGGAUGCAGACACGGUGCGCCACCACGUGAUCCUGGGGGAGGCACUGUCCCCCGCAGCCCUGCAGAGAGGGGGCCAUCGCAACUCCCUCCUGGGUCCCGCAUACUGGCUUGUCUUCUACAACCACAGUGGCCAGCCGGAGGUGAAUCAUGUGCCGCUGCAAGGCCCCGUGCUGCAGGCUCCCGGCCGCUCACUGUUCGGCCUCUCGGGGGUCCUGACCGUGGACUCAAGCCGCUGCCUGCACAGCCACAAUGAGGCCGUGAGGGAGAAAUGCAUCAACUGCUCCCGGAAGUAUCGCUGCUCUCAGGGCUACCAGCUACAGGACGUACCCAAGAGGAAAUGCCUCUACAAGUCUGGCCGGUCCGUUUUCCAGGGCUGCAUCUACACUUGUGCCAAGAAGAUCCAGGUGCCUGACUGCUGUCCUGGCUUCUUUGGCAUCUUGUGCGAGCCAUGCCCCAGGGGCCAGGGUGGCGUGUGCUCAGACCACGGGCAGUGCGAGGACAGGUUCCUGGGUGACGGCCAGUGCCGCUGCCGGGAGGGCUUCCACGGGACAGCGUGUGAGAUGUGUGAGCUGGGCCGCUACGGGCCCAAUUGCACUGGAGUGUGCGACUGUGCCCACGGGCUGUGCCAGGAGGGGCUGCGAGGGGAUGGCAGCUGUGUCUGUAACGUGGGCUGGCAGGGCCGCCGCUGUGACCAGAAAAUCAUCAACCCUCAGUGCCCUAAGGUGUGUGACCCCAAUGCCAACUGUGUGCAGGACUCGGCUGGCACCCCCACCUGCGUCUGUGCUGCAGGAUACUCCGGCAAUGGCAGCUUCUGUGCAGAAGUGGACCCCUGUGCCCAUGGCCACGGGGGCUGCUCCCCCCAUGCCAACUGCACCAAGGUGGCACCUGGGCAGCGGACAUGCACCUGUCAGGAUGGCUACACAGGCGAUGGCGAGCUGUGUCAGGAGAUUAACAGCUGUCUCAUCCACAAUGGGGGCUGCCAUGUGUACGCCGAUUGUAUCCCCACCGGUCCCAAGCAGGUCUCCUGCAGCUGCCGCGAGGGUUACAGCGGGGAUGGCAUCCAGACCUGUGUGCCUCUGGACCCCUGCUCCCAGAACAACGGAGGCUGCAGCCCGUAUGCCAUAUGCAACAGCACAGGAGCCGGCCAGAGAACAUGCACCUGUGAUGUGCUCCACACUGUCGGGGAUGGCUUCACCUGCCGCACCCAUGUCGGCCUGGAGCUCCUUCGGGACCAGCAGGCCUCAUUCUUCGGCCUCCACCUCCUGGAACACAAGGAACUCAAAGGCAAGGGACCCUUCACCAUCUUCGUGCCUCGCAUGGAUCUAAUGGCCAACCUGUCACAGGAUGAACUAGACCGGAUUCGGGCAAAUCGCCAGCUUGUGUUCCACUAUCACGUGGUUGGCUGUCGGCAGCUGCAGAGCCAGGAUCUGUUGAAUGAGGGCUAUGCCACCGCCCUCUCAGGACAUACCCUGCGCUUCAGUGAGAGGGAGGGCAUCAUUUACCUGAACGACUUCGCACGCGUGGUGAGCAGCGACAACCAGGCGGUGAACGGCGUCCUGCACUUCAUUGAUCAUGUCCUGCUGCCACCGGAAGUGCUCCACUGGAAGCCAGACACUGCCCCGGUCCCUCUGAGAAACAUCUCAGAAGCCGCCGAGAGCUUCGGAUACAAGAUCCUCAGCCGCCUACUGAGGGUGUCUGGCGUCCUGCCUCUGCUUCGAGCUGUGUCCCACAGGCCCCUCACCAUGCUGUGGCCCACAGAUGCUGCCCUCAAAGCCCUGACCCCUGAUCGUCAGGCCUGGCUGUACCAUGAGGACCACAAAGACAAGCUGGCAGCCAUUUUACGGGGUCACGUGAUCCGCAACAUGGAGGCCACAGCAUCUGACCUGCCUAACCUGGGCCCUCUUCGAACACUGCACGGAAACCUCAUCUCCUUCUCGUGUAGCCAGGCCCGACCUGGGGAGCUCAUGGUGGGAAAUGAUGAGGGCCGCAUCGUGCAGAGGCACCUACCCUUUGAGGGGGGCCUGGCCUAUGGGAUUGACCAGCUGCUGGAACCACCAGGCCUCGGUGCCCGCUGUGACCGCUUUGAGACCCGGCCCCUGAGAACAGUGAGUGGUUGCAGUAUCUGUGGGAUGGAGCCUCCCUGUCCUGCAGGUUUUCGGGAACAGGGCAAACCCGAGAACUGCUGGCGCUACUUCCCCAAGUUCUGGCCCCCUCCUGCACUGCACUCCUGGGGGCCACACAGCACCUGGAUGCGAUCCAGCUUCUGGAGCCCGCCACAGCACAGCCUGGCCAGGGGUUGCCACCGUAACUGUGUCACCACGACCUGGGUGCCCAGCUGUUGCCCUGGUCACUACGGCAGUGACUGCCAAGCUUGCCCUGGUGGCCCUGGCAGCCCCUGUAGCAAUCACGGCAUAUGCCUGGACGGCAUGAGUGGCACUGGUCGGUGUGUAUGCCAGUCAGGUUUUGCUGGGAUUGCCUGCGAGUUCUGUACCCCCGGUUUCUUUGGACCCCAGUGCCAAGCCUGCCGCUGCACCUCUCACGGUCACUGUGACGAGGGCCCUGGGGGCUCUGGCUCCUGCUUCUGUGACGAAGGCUGGACGGGGUCACGCUGUGAGGCGCAGCUGAAGGUGGAGCCUGUGUGCACCCCACCUUGUGCACCCCACGCCGUGUGCCGUGAAGGCAACAGCUGUGAGUGCAGCGUGGGCUUCGUAGGGAACGGCAGUGUGUGUUCAGGUAAGGAGUGCCGGGAAGGGAUCGACUGCGGCAAGCAUGCCAGCUGCAGGAUGGAGGGGGUAGCGUUCACCUGUGUCUGCCCGCCUGGCUAUGACAGUGAUGGCUAUGACUGCUGGGCCCACAACCCCUGUGCAGGCAGCGACCGCGGGGGCUGCAGUGAGCACGCCGACUGUCUCCACACGGGCCCAGACACAUGGCACUGUGAGUGCCACGCAGGCUUCGUGGGCGACGGGAAACAGUGUCUGCAGGAGUCUGAGCCGCCGGUGGACCGCUGCCUGGACCAGCCACCACCCUGCCACGUGGAUGCCGUGUGCACAGACCUGCACUACCAGGAGAAGCGGGCUGGCGUUUUCCACCUCCAGGCCAGCAGUGGCCCACACAGCCUCACCUUCUCGGAGGCCGAGGCAGCCUGUGGGGCCCAGGGGGCUGUCCUUGCUUCGCUUCCUCAGCUCUCGGCUGCCCAGCAGCUGGGCUUUCACCUGUGUCUUACGGGUUGGCUGGCCAACGGCUCUGCUGCCCACCCUGUUGUCUUCCCUGCGGCUGACUGUGGUAAUGGCCAGGUGGGCGUGGUUAGCCUGGGUCCCCGGAUGAACCUCUCAGAGCGCUGGGAUGCCUACUGCUACCGUGUGCAAGAUGUGAGCUGCCAGUGCCGAGCUGGCCUCGUGGGUGACGGGAUUGACACGUGCAACGGGAAGCUGAUGGACGUCCUGGCUGCCACUGCUACCUUCUCUACCUUCUAUGAGAUGCUGCUGAGCUAUGCUAAUGCCUCCCAGCGGGGUUUUGACUUCCUGAACUUCCUGAAUGAUGAGCUCACCUAUAAGACGCUCUUUGUGCCCCUCAAUGAAGGCUUUCUGGGCAACAUGACGCUGAGCGGUGCAGAUCUGGAACUGCACGCUUCCAACGCCACACUCCUGAGCACCAAUGCCAGCCACAGCACCUUGCUCCCCACAUACUUGGGCCUCAGCCUCCUUGUAGGUGGCCUGGGCCCGGACAACACUUCUGGGGUUCCCAUGGCCCCGGGCGCAGUUGUGGUUAGCCAUGUGAUCAUGUGGGACAUCAUAGCUGUCAACGGCAUCAUCCACACUCUGGCCAGCCCACUCCUGGCACCCCCCCAGCCCGAGCCUGUGCUGGCACCUGAGGCAGCAGGUGUGGGGGCUGUAGGGGCCGUGGUAGCCGCUGGAACGCUGCUCGGCCUGGUGGCCGGAGCCCUCUAUGUCCGUGCCCGGAGCAAGUCCACGGGCUUCGGCUUCUCCACCUUCCAGGCGGAAGACAAUGCUGAUGACGACUUCUCCCCGUGGCAAGAGGGGGCCAGCCCGACCCUCGUCUCCGUCCCCAACCCAGUCUUCGGCAGCCAUGACGCCUUCAGUGAGCCCCUGGACUCGCUCCUGGAUGACGACUUCCCUGACACCCAGAGGAUCCUGGCAGUGCAGUGACUUGGUCGGGCUGAGGUGAACAUGCAGAAGGCGCCAGAAGGAGACAUUUAUUGCUUGUCAGGACGGAUGCCAGAG
Ochotona curzoniae (black-lipped pika) is the source of this 7814-nucleotide messenger RNA. RefSeq names its product stabilin 1 (gene STAB1). The transcript has 69 exons. The coding region runs from base 21 to 7739 and encodes 2572 amino acids. The record is from RefSeq and is a predicted model, not a curated record. Gene Ontology annotation, molecular function: calcium ion binding; hyaluronic acid binding. Gene Ontology annotation, biological process: cell adhesion. NCBI's taxonomy places the organism in Eukaryota, Metazoa, Chordata, Mammalia, Lagomorpha, Ochotonidae.